AUUAUAAAUUUGUUGAUCAUAUGUUUAAGUUCUGCAUUUUCUGCAGCUAUAUGCUCAGUUUCUUGAUUUUACCUUUUGAACAUCUGUUUAAGUUUGAGUUUAUGGGUUCUGUAUAAUUUAUUUAUCAUAUGAAGUGAAUUUUUAAAUACAAAUAAAGGAUCUGAGGCAAGAUUAUUGCUUCUACCGAACCCGUAGACAGGCUUGUAGCUUCGCAAGCUCUGCAUUUUCUGCACCCCUAUGUUCAGUUUCUUGAUUUUUCUUUUUCUAGUUUGUGUCCAAAGUUUAGUACUUUUUGCUGUCUUCAUAUUAUGUGGUGUUUAUUGUUUUGGAGAACUACAAAUGAAAUGCCUAUCUCUAAAGUGAACAAUUUAUCUUUCUGCUUUUAGUUCUGAUGAAAAAUUUAUUAAAUGUAACAAUUUUUCUGGAUCUGCUAAUGUUGAAAAUUGAGACAAUACAAACACCACUAUCCAUUAUUUUUCUGCUUGUAGUAUAUUGUGUUCAAUUUGUUCUGUUUAUGAUGAAAAAAUUAUCAAAUAAAGGAUAUUUUCUGGAUCUAAUGGUGAGGGUUGCAGAACCAGAAAAGCAGCUAAUUUACAGGCAAAUUGGUGAGAAGUAUGGGGUGGAUUAUUCUGAAGCUGAGAUAUUGAAAAGAUACAGAUGGGCUUAUGAGCAACCUUGGGGUAGAUCUAGGCUCAGAUAUGUUAAUGACGGAAGGCCAUUUUGGCAACAUAUAGUUAGUUCUUCGACUGGCUGUUCUGAUUCUCAGUACUUUGAGGAGCUGUAUAACUACUAUACUACAGAAAAGGCCUGGCAUCUUUGCGAUCCAAAUGCGGAGAAGGUUUUCCAGGCCCUUAGAAAUGCAGGAGUAAAGUUGGCUGUAGUGUCGAAUUUUGACACCCGAUUGAGACCAGUGUUGAGGGCUCUGAACUGUGAUCAUUGGUUUGAUGCCGUUGCAGUUUCAGCUGAGGUAGAAGCAGAGAAGCCUAAUCCAACAAUAUUUCUAAAAGCUUUUGAGUUACUAGGAGUAAAUCCAGAUGAUGCUGUUCAUGUAGGCGAUGAUCGUAGAAAUGACAUUUGGGGUGCUAGAGAUGCAGGUUGCGAUGCCUGGCUGUGGGGAAGUGACAUUAACUCUUUCAAAGAGGUUGCUCAAAGAAUAGGAGUCGAGGUCUGAAGGGUAAUAUUAGUAGAUGCGUUCGAUGUGUGAAAAGCCACUUCUUGUGUAGAAAUCUCCUCAUAGUCCCAUGUAUGUAUAUAUUGUGCUUUUGUAAUCAGUAUGAGAGAUAUCACCAAGGCCUUUGUUGGUGGCAAUGUUAGAGCGUGAAUAAACGGGCUGUAGAAUUGUGGUUUCUCAAUGCCAUAUUUUAGCUUCC
Molecule: messenger RNA, 1370 nt
Organism: Lycium ferocissimum
Lineage: Eukaryota; Viridiplantae; Streptophyta; Magnoliopsida; Solanales; Solanaceae
Exons: 6
Coding region: 392-1171 (259 amino acids)
Source: RefSeq, a predicted model, not a curated record